Ilex paraguariensis (yerba mate) is the source of this 3687-nucleotide messenger RNA. The record is from the annotation of a GenBank genome assembly. Lineage: Eukaryota; Viridiplantae; Streptophyta; Magnoliopsida; Aquifoliales; Aquifoliaceae.
AUGGACAAACUCAGAAAGUCCUUCAAAUCUGACCAACGCCAUCCAAACCACCCUGAAGAACGACAAAUUCUCUUGAACCAAAGUGAAAAUCCCAUGGCAUCACAGUCUACUGAUCUGGGCGAUCGUAAAGAUGUAGUAAUCAAAAUCACUGGCAAAGAGAACAGUAAACAAACUGAGAUUGCUUCACAAUCGCCGUCGCCGUCGCAGAUUUCCGAUCGUGGAAGUGAUACUACCGGCAAGAUGUGGGGAGACUCUAGCUACGAUUUCUCGAACGAUGUAACGUUGGCUAGAGUUGCGAGAGAGUUCGACUUUACGACAGAUUCACCGUUGUCGCAGCGUUCGCCGUUAUCGAGAAUUCCUGAGAGUCCGAACUACGGUCAAGUUUCGCCGAGGGAAGUGAGGGUUUCUUUCAACGAGACCACGACUGAGUCGGUUCGAAGACGGUCCAAUGCUGGUGCUGAGCUCAUUGGUGGUGAACAACAAGAGGUUUUAGUGUGCAGUUCGAACUCGUCGUUUCGGCAGAAAUCGAGCUUGUUGAGGACGAAGUCUAAGUCGAGGUUGAUGGACCCACCUGAAGAUCAGAGGUCUCAGAGACUCAUGAAGUCUGGUAUGAUCGGAAAAGUUAGUGAAAUUGACGAGGACGACCCUUUCUUGGAGGAAGAUCUACCAGAUGAGUACAAGACGAUGAAGUUCAGUACAUUGGCUCUGCUUCAAUGGGUGAGCUUGAUUUUGAUCAUUGCAGCUUUGGUUUGUAGCAUUGCCAUUCCAUUUUUAAGAAGAAAAACGAUUUUUGAGCUUGAAUUGUGGAAAUGGGAGCUUAUGAUUUUGGUUUUGAUCUGUGGAAGACUGGUUUCGGGUUGGGGAAUUCGAAUCGUUGUGUUCUUCAUUGAGCGUAAUUUUCUGUUGCGAAAACGGGUUUUGUAUUUUGUUUAUGGGUUGAGGAAUGCUGUGCAGAAUUGUAUUUGGUUGGGUUUGGUUUUGAUUGCCUGGCAAUGUAUUUUUGAUAAGAAGGUUGAGAGAAUGACCGAUGGGAUGGUAUUACCUUAUGUGACCNUCAAUAGAAAAAUGUAUCUUCUUGUUGAACAAUCUGACCUUCAAGUCCCUUUUAGUUCUUUAAUGGACAAACUCAGAAAGUCCUUCAAAUCUGACCAACGCCAUCCAAACCACCCUGAAGAACGACAAAUUCUCUUGAACCAAAGUGAAAAUCCCAUGGCAUCACAGUCUACUGAUCUGGGCGAUCGUAAAGACGUAGUAAUCAAAAUCACUGGCAAAGAGAACAGUAAACAAACUGAGAUUGCUUCACAAUCGCCGUCGCCGUCGCAGAUUUCCGAUCGUGGAAGUGAUACUACCGGCAAGAUGUGGGGAGACUCUAGCUACGAUUUCUCGAACGAUGUAACGUUGGCUAGAGUUGCGAGAGAGUUCGACUUUACGACAGAUUCACCGUUGUCGCAGCGUUCGCCGUUAUCGAGAAUUCCUGAGAGUCCGAACUACGGUCAAGUUUCGCCGAGGGAAGUGAGGGUUUCUUUCAACGAGACCACGACUGAGUCGGUUCGAAGACGGUCCAAUGCUGGUGCUGAGCUCAUUGGUGGUGAACAACAAGAGGUUUUAGUGUGCAGUUCGAACUCGUCGUUUCGGCAGAAAUCGAGCUUGUUGAGGACGAAGUCUAAGUCGAGGUUGAUGGACCCACCUGAAGAUCAGAGGUCUCAGAGACUCAUGAAGUCUGGUAUGAUCGGAAAAGUUAGUGAAAUUGACGAGGACGACCCUUUCUUGGAGGAAGAUCUACCAGAUGAGUACAAGACGAUGAAGUUCAGUACAUUGGCUCUGCUUCAAUGGGUGAGCUUGAUUUUGAUCAUUGCAGCUUUGGUUUGUAGCAUUGCCAUUCCAUUUUUAAGAAGAAAAACGAUUUUUGAGCUUGAAUUGUGGAAAUGGGAGCUUAUGAUUUUGGUUUUGAUCUGUGGAAGACUGGUUUCGGGUUGGGGAAUUCGAAUCGUUGUGUUCUUCAUUGAGCGUAAUUUUCUGUUGCGAAAACGGGUUUUGUAUUUUGUUUAUGGGUUGAGGAAUGCUGUGCAGAAUUGUAUUUGGUUGGGUUUGGUUUUGAUUGCCUGGCAAUGUAUUUUUGAUAAGAAGGUUGAGAGAAUGACCGAUGGGAUGGUAUUACCUUAUGUGACCAAAAUUUGGGUGUGUCUUUUGGUGGGUACUCUGAUUUGGCUUCUGAAAACACUUCUUGUUAAGGUUCUUGCUUUCUCCUUCCAUGUCAAUACGUUUUUUGAUCGGAUUCAAGAGUCUUUGUUUAAUCAGUAUGUAAUUGAGACACUCUCGGGUCCACCAUUGAUUGAAAUUGAGGAAGAACAGGAAGAGGAGGAGAGGGUCAUGGUUGAGGUACAGAAGCUUCAGAAUGCUGGGGCAACUAUUCCUGCAGACCUGAGGGCAAAUUUGUUUCCAAGGAGUGGGAAAGGAACACCUCAAAAGAGCCCCAUGUCUGCCACUGGAACUACUAAUACAAAGAGUCCUAGAUUUUCUAGGGUCAACUCUAAGAAGGAGAAGGAUGAGGAGAGGAUCAAAAUUGACCACUUGCACAGGUUGAAUCAGAAGAAUAUUUCAGCAUGGAAUAUGAAGAGGUUGAUGAAUAUUGUUCGAAAAGGGGUGCUAUCGACUUUGGAUGAGCAACUACAAGAGUCAACUACUGAGGACGAGUCUGCAGUGCAGAUCACAAAUGAAAACCAGGCAAAAGCUGCAGCCAAGAAGAUAUUCUGCAAUGUGAGCAACCCAGGGUCCAAGCACAUCUACCUCAAGGAUCUGAUGCGCUUUAUGAGAGACGAUGAAGCCUUGAAGACCUUGCAUCUCUUUGAAGGAGCAAGUGAAAGCAAGGGCAUAAGCAAGAGAGUUCUUAAAAAUUGGGUGGUCAAUGCAUUCAGAGAACGGAGAGCUCUUGCUUUAUCUCUCAAUGACACCAAAACUGCCGUAAACAAACUCCACCACAUGUUGAAUGUCCUUGUAGGACUCCUCAUAGUAGUUAUCUGGCUUCUUAUACUCAAAGUUGCAACUACCCAUUUCUUCAUCUUUUUAAGCUCCCAGCUUCUUUUGGUGGUCUUCAUGUUUGGAAACACAUGCAAGACAACAUUUGAAUCAAUCGUCUUCUUAUUUGUAUUGCACCCAUAUGAUGUGGGAGACCGAGUGGAAGUGGAAGGAGUUCAGAUGAUAGUUGAAGAGAUGAAUAUAUUAACAACUGUUUUUCUGAGGUUUGAUAGCCUAAAGAUCACAUAUCCAAACACUGUUCUAUCUACCAAGCCCAUCAGUAAUUAUUAUCGAAGCCCAGAUAUGGGAGAUUCAAUCGAUUUUUGUAUCCACAUCUCAACUCCCAUGGAAAAGAUUGCCAAGAUGAAAGAAAGGAUAACAAGGUACAUUGAAACCAAGGGCGAUCACUGGCACCCAGCCCCAAUGAUAGUUCUGAGGGAUGUGGAGGACAUGAACAGACUGAAAAUAUCAAUAUGGCUUUCACACAGAAUGAACCAUCAGGACAUGGGUGAGAGGUGGGCAAGGAGAGCUCUUUUGGUUGAGGAGAUGAUCAAAGUGUUCAAGGAGCUUGAUGUCGAGUACCGCAUGCUACCCCUUGACAUGAAUAUCCGCCAUAUGCCAGCCUUGACUUCAAACAGGCUGCCCUCUAUUUGGACAGCCUCUUCUACCUGA